CAGAGGAUCACCUUACCUGGCAUCAUUACAUCCAUCUUCGUGGCUAUCUGUCGGAAACUGUGUCCCAAAGCAGAAUAUUGGUCAGUCCGUUAGUCAAAUUCUUACAGCCAAAGGAACAACGAAGACCAAACUGACUUGACCCUCAUGUGAUUGAUUGAUUUCUCAACUACAAUUCUUCUGGAAAAUCUCAAAGUCAGCUGGCUAUGCAGUCCGAAUACGAUGUUAGUACUCUGUACCAAGAAGCGCAUACUCGUUGGUUGAAACCUCCCGAGGUGCACUUCAUUUUGCUGAAUCAUGAACGAUAUCGGCUAACAGAUAAGCCACCUCAUAAGCCUACAAGUGGAUCGGUGUUGCUUUACAAUAAAAGGGUUCUUAAGUUCUUCCGUAAAGAUGGUCAUCAAUGGAAGAGAAAGAAGGAUGGUAGGGCUAUUGCCGAAGCUCACGAACGUCUUAAGGUGGGUAACGUGGAGGCUUUGCAAUGUUACUAUGCACAUGGAGAGCAUGAACCUUCUUUCCAGAGGCGUAUCUACUGGAUCCUAGACCCGGAAUACGAACAUAUUGCCCUUGUUCAUUACAGGGAUGUGAGUGAUGGAAAAGAGGGAAAACACUCUAGUGGAACCGUUGUGCAGUUUUCACCGAAUCCUUCGAAUCUCUUUUCAAGUCCAGUCUCCAUUGGGACUCAGAAUGCAAGCUACAGUCACCUCAUUGGUGAUUCUACCGACAUACAUCAGCACCAUUCGUCUACUUCGCCGGGUGUUAACUCUGACGUUGUCUUUAAGAGUAACGGAGUUGAGACCACCCCGAAAGGCAGUGGAAGUUCUUAUGAGUUUGAGACCAGGGAGGCUUUAAAGAGGCUUGAGGAACAACUUAGUCUUGGUGAUGAUAAUAAUGUUGUUCAUAACGAAAGUUUGGAUGGUCUCCAGUUUCUAGACUUUAGUACGGAUGUUGAUCACCUUGUUCCACCACUAGCGACUGUGCAUCAGCGACCAGAGAGUAGCAGCAAACUAGGGAGAUGCUACGGAGGGUAUGUUGGAGGAGCCCAAUAUAAUGUGAGUACUGUAGGUUCACCACUCCAUAGUUUGAAUAGUCUCCUAUCUUUAGAGUGUACGGAGGAGAUCAAUGCUCAACCAGCAGCUGGACAUCAGAGAGCAGAGAAUAACAGGCUGGGGAGAUGUUACGGAGGGUAUAUUGGAGCUGAAUAUCAUUCCAACAAUCUCAUGCUCGUAAAGAAUGAUUCAGGUGGUAGUGGAGGGAGUGGUGAUCAAAAGGCUGAAUCCUGGAAAGAUGUGCUGGAGGCAUGUGAGGCUUCUAUAGCUCUUAACUCUGAGGGAAGCACACCAAGUUCAGCUAAAGGAUUGCUAACUGGAAUGCAGGAAGAUUCUAACUUGAGUUACAGCAACCAGGCUGACCAAGCUACAUUGUUGUUGCCUCAAGAACUUGCUUCUUCUUUUGAACUUCCUACUUGUUAUUCUGAGCUGGGAGCUCUAGCAACUAAUGCCAACAACAGUAGAAUGGAGUUGCCUUUCGAGCAAGUAAUGAAUCAGACAGUUGCAUAUAAGCAAAAGUUUACUAUCCAGGACAUAUCACCAGAGUGGGGUUACGCUAAUGAAACUACAAAGGUGAUAAUCAUUGGAUCAUUUCUCUGUGAUACAACAUGGUCUUGCAUGUUUGGGAGUACUGAAGUUCCUUUUGAGAUCAUUAAGGAAGGCGUUAUACGGUGCCAAGCCCCUCCAUGUGGCCCUGGCAAAGUGAAUCUAUGCAUUACUUCUGGAGAUGGACUCUCGUGUAGCCAAAUAAAGGAGUUUGAGUAUCGUGAGAAGCCUGAUGACACGUCUUGCCCUUGGAGCAGUCGAGAUGAGCUUUUGUUACUUGUAAGGCUUGUGCAAACACUUGUAUCGGACAGUAAAAGUAACCUAGAGCCAUGGAGCCAUAUCUUAGAAACGAUCCUAGAUGGCACUGCAACAUCAUCAAGUACUGUUGAUUGGCUUCUACAAGAACUGCUUAAAGACAAGCUGGAUGUGUGGCUGUCUUCAAGACCCCGCCAAGAUGAAGAUCAAACAUCUUGUUGUUCUCUGUCAAAGCAAGAACAAGGCAUUAUUCAUAUGGUUGCGGGCCUUGGCUUCGAGUGGGCACUCCAUCCAAUUCUUGCUCGUGGAGUCGGUGUGGAUUUUCGUGAUAUUAAUGGAUGGAGUGCUCUUCAUUGGGCUGCACGUUUCGGGAGUGAAAAACUGGUGGCUGCCCUUAUAGCAUCAGGGGCAUCAGCUGGAGCAGUGACUGAUCCCACUGCCCAAGACCCAGCCGGUAAAACUGCAGCUUCAAUAGCUGCCUCUAAUGGCCACAAGGGUCUUGCAGGUUACUUAUCAGAGGUGGCGUUAACAGACCAUCUCUCCUCGCUCACACUCGAAGAAACCGAAAGUUCUAAAGACACUGCGCACUUACAAGCAGAGAUGACUUUGAAUUCCAUCUCGGAACGAAGCCCACAUUCACUGAAAGACACGCUGGCUGCAGUGAGAAACGCAGCUCAAGCAGUUGCGAGAAUCCAAGCAGCAUUUCGUGCACAUUCGUUUAGAAAGCGACAGCAGAGAGAAGCAGCUAUGGCUGCUUACUUUCAAGAGUAUGGGAUCUAUGCAGAUAUCAAAGGGGUCUCGGCCAUGUCUAAGCUAGCCUCUGGAAAUGUAAAGAGCUACCAUUCGGCAGCUUUAUCUAUUCAGAAGAAUUACCGUCGCUAUAAACGCCGAAAAGAGUUUCUUUCGCUUCGCCAGAAAGUUGUGAAGAUACAGGCUCAUGUUCGAGGUUACCAAAUAAGGAAGCAUUACAAGGUUAUAUGCUGGGCGGUAGGGAUAUUAGAUAAGGUUGUACUGAGGUGGAGGAGAAAAGGAGCUGGGCUAAGAGGGUUCAGGCAAGACGUAGAAGACAGUGAAGAGGAAGAUAUUCUCAAGGUGUUUCGUAAGCAGAAAGUAGAUGCUGCAGUGAACGAGGCUUUCUCACGUGUUCUGUCCAUGGCUAACUCUCCAGAGGCUCGCCAGCAAUACCACCGCGUGCUCAAGAGAUACUGUCAGACAAAGGCUGAGCUUGGGAAGACAGACAUUAGGAGAGGUGGUGAUGAGGAUGAAGAUUUGUUUGACUUGGCUGAUAUGGAAGAUGACAGUUUGUUUGCACUUUAGAGGUUGUAGUAGUGUGUAGUAAGUAGAUUUAUGAAGUUUCAAGAGUGAUAGUUUGGUAGAGUUGCAAUGAAGAAGAAAACAAGGCAGAAUGAUGUUGUUCUUACUUGUUAGUAGUAGUGGCUAGCGUCUGUAAAUGAUCUAUUUAGUCUUUAUGGUGGCUAACUUAUUUACAUAACAAGUAUGUAUUUACUUUGUUUUG
This is a messenger RNA of Brassica oleracea var. oleracea, 3363 nucleotides long. RefSeq names its product calmodulin-binding transcription activator 4-like. Gene Ontology annotation, cellular component: nucleus. Gene Ontology annotation, molecular function: double-stranded DNA binding; protein binding; transcription coregulator activity. Gene Ontology annotation, biological process: regulation of transcription by RNA polymerase II. NCBI's taxonomy places the organism in Eukaryota, Viridiplantae, Streptophyta, Magnoliopsida, Brassicales, Brassicaceae. The record is from RefSeq and is a predicted model, not a curated record.